UUCUUCUAAAGAACACAAGUUCCUUUGUGAUGACCAUGUUCAAAGGUCAGCUGAAAACUGAACAGGUUUUUCCUUAUCCUGAUGUUUUAGACUCUGAAGAUAAAGAAACUUUGAAGAUGAUGGUUGAACCUCCUAAAAAAUUUUUUGAGGAAGUUAAUGAUGCAGAUAAAAAUGAUGAGUUGGCUAAAGCAGAAGAUCAUGUUAUGAAGCAACUUAGUGAACUAGGAGCUUUUGGACUUCAAGUUCCUGUUGAAUAUGGGGGGCUAGGUUUAAACAAUACACAGUAUGCAAGAAUGGUGGAAGAAGUUGGGCGUUAUGAUCUUGGAGUUGGCAUUGUUUUAGGUGCACAUCAGUCUAUUGGGUUUAAAGGUAUUCUGUUAUUUGGAAAUGAAUCACAAAAGAAAAAGUAUCUGCCUGAUUUAGCAUGUGGGAAAAAUAUUGCUGCUUAUUGUCUAACUGAGCCAAGCAGUGGAUCUGAUGCUGGGUCUAUCAAAACUCGUGCUGUACCAUCAGCAGAUGGAAAAUAUUUUACGUUAAAUGGCAGUAAAAUCUGGAUCAGUAAUGGAGGUAUAGCUGAAGUUUUUACUGUCUUUGCAAAGGUUCCUGUUGAAACUCCAUCUGGAUCUGUUGAAAAGAUGGCUGCUUUUAUUGUGGAAAGAGGGUUUGGAGGUGUAACUAGUGGCCCUCCUGAAAAAAAGAUGGGCAUUAAAGCCUCAAAUACUGCUGAAGUUUUCUUUGAUGAUUGCAGAGUGCCUGCAGAAAAUCUUUUAGGUGAAGUUGGUGAUGGAUUUAAGAUUGCAAUGAAUAUAUUGAACAAUGGGAGAUUUGGUAUGGCUGCUUGCCUUUCAGGAACAAUGAGAGCAGCAAUUGAAAAGGCCACUGAUCAUGCUAUAAAUAGGACACAGUUUGGUAAUAAAAUAUGUACAUACGGCACAAUUCAAGAAAAAAUUUUUAGAAUGUGUAUGGCUCAGUACAUAACAGAAUCAAUGGCGUAUAUGGUAUCUGGAACUAUGGAUCGUGGCUAUGUAGACUUUCAGUUGGAAGCAGCUAUAAGCAAAGUGUUUGCAUCGGAAGCUGCUUGGUUUGUUGUUGAUGAAGCUAUACAAGUCAUGGGUGGCAUGGGGUAUAUGCGCUCUGCUGGGCUGGAACGUGUGUUGAGAGACAUACGUAUUUUCAGAAUUUUUGAAGGCACUAAUGACAUUUUGCGUCUCUUUGUUGCUCUUACUGGUUUGCAACAUGCUGGUGGCCAUCUGAAAGAAUUGCAAAAGGCACUGAAGAACCCAACAUCUAAUCUUGGGCUGAUUCUGGAUGAAGGUGCGAAACGAGUAAAGAGAGUUGUUGGCUUAAGUAGCCCUCCUUCUCUGAAUGAUUACAUUCAUCCCAACUUUUCCAGUUCAGGAAUCUUGCUUUCCAAAUGUGUUGAAGCCUUUGGUCUUUCAGUGGAAGAAUUACUUAUAAAGCAUGGGAAGAAUAUUGUCAGUGAGCAGUUCCUUCUGAAUAGAUUAGCAAAUGCUGCUAUUGAUAUUUAUGCAAUGGCAACUGUAUUAUCACGAGCCACACAUACCUUGAACAAAAACCUUCCCUCUGCUGCUUAUGAAGAGAUGUUGACAAAUAUUAUAUGCAGUGAAGUGA
Messenger RNA from Stegodyphus dumicola, 1632 nucleotides. RefSeq names its product very long-chain specific acyl-CoA dehydrogenase, mitochondrial-like. Gene Ontology annotation, molecular function: flavin adenine dinucleotide binding; very-long-chain fatty acyl-CoA dehydrogenase activity; fatty-acyl-CoA binding. Lineage: Eukaryota; Metazoa; Arthropoda; Arachnida; Araneae; Eresidae. The record is from RefSeq and is a predicted model, not a curated record.